AUGGAGCACCUCCAGGGAGCGUGGAAGACCCUGAGCAACGGCUUUGGGAUGAAGGACUCUGUGUUUGAGGGCCCCUGCCUCUCCCCGACCAUGGUGCAGGGCCUCCCCUCCCAGCGCCGCUCCUCCGACGACAGCAAGAUCCCCGACUCCAAGACCAGCAGCACCAUCCGCGUCUACCUCCCCAACCAGCAGCGCACGGUGGUGAGUCCAUUAGAACAAUAAUAAUAAUAGUACAUUACUAAUGGUACAUUUCAUUUGAAUAGCCUUUCAAAACACCCAUGGACACUAAACAAAUGGAAACAAUGAAAUACAGUAGUUCAGGGGACAAUGAGUGAGUGGGAUUAUGGAAACAACAAUACACUGCUGCACUAAUGUUUGUUUGAGUGGGUGCUUAAUUAACUGAGUCACCUAAGUGCAGUGUGGCAGUCUGUUAGUGGAAAAUUGCUACCUAAAUUGAUUAUCAUCAUCAUACACAGACCAAAGGGCAUACCAUUAUUCCAAAUCAUCCCAUUAUCCCAAAAGAGAAUAUAUUAUGCACAUGUUUAUGUUUUCACUGGUCCCAGUAAGUGUUGUUGUUGUUGUUGAGUGUGUUUGUUGUGGUCCCUCAGGUGAACGUGAGGCCAGGUAUGACCCUGCACAGCUGCCUGAUCAAAGCGCUGAAGGUGCGGGGCCUGCAACCGGAGUGCUGUGCUGUCUUCAGACUGUACCCAGGACAGAGGAGGUAUGCACUGGGCACUGGGGCAGGGGGAUCAGAGGGGUGUCACUUGAUCUCUGCAGUGUAGGUAAAAAUGAGCCCUAACCACUGAUACCGGGUGAGGUAUUAUUUCACCCACCAAAGGUUAAAAACUAGGAUUGGGGGUGGGGCAAGCUGAUCCUAGAUCUGUGGUUAGGGGCAACUUCUACCUUGAGGUAGGUCCAUAUGAUGCUGUAAGAAAGUGUUUUAUUUUUCCAGGGAUGUGGUUAAACUUUGCUGCAAAGAGAUUUCUACAGCUAUACAACCUUUCAGGCUAAGACAUGUUGAAUGACCUUUUCUUGUAAAGGCUAGUUGUGUCAGUCUGUGCCCUCCAGUAUGUGUUACCUUACUUAAUGUGUCAUGCUAAAUGACUAAAAUGUAAAUGUAAAUGUCCCUUUUCUAACAGUAAAAAGUCACGUAUGGAUUGGAAUACCGACUCGACCUCACUAAUUGGGGAAGAACUGCUGGUGGAAGUUUUAGAUCAUGUCCCCUUGACGACGCACAACUUUGUAAGUAGCCCAUAAAGCAGGGGUUUCAAACUCAUUUUGCCCCGCGGGCUGCAUUUGGUCUUCACCGAGGUCUGGAGGGACGCACUUAAAAUGUAUUAUAUUUCCUUGUCGUAAACAUUUGCACAAAAUAGUCCUCUAUCCAUCGCUUUUGUAUUUUUGAUGCUCCCUGACUGUCUAGCUUAGCUUUCGUUUCGAUAACGGUUAGCAAGCUGGACAGAGUGAAAAGUCUAUAAAUGUAGAGAGUAUAAAGACUAUACAUUUCUACACAGUUUCGAUUAGGUUUUAGUCAUUUCAAUGUCGAUUAAGAUCAUUUUUACCCCCAAAAACAACAUUGAAGAAACAAAAAUCUGCGGGCUGGUUUGAAUGGCCGUAUGUUUGACACCCCUGCCAUAAAGGAUGUUACACUGUUUACCCAGGCCGUUAGCAUCGGCUGGAAAAGAAUGAAAUACUUCAUUUUCCUCUUUAACUUUCAGGUUCGGAAAACAUUUCUGAAGUUGGCCUUCUGCGAUAUAUGCCAGAAGUUCCUUUUGAACGGUUUCCGUUGCCAAACAUGCGGCUACAAAUUCCAUGAGCAUUGCAGCACCAAAGUGCCCACGAUGUGUGUGGAUUGGAGCAACAUCAGACAGCUCCUGUAAGUCUCUUCUCCUCUACUGUGCAGCACAAAUCAAAAUGGCUGCUAACACAUAACUGUAUGGAAUAGCAAGAACACAAAACAAUAUAAAUAUUAACAGUACAAGUAUACAGCAAUGGGUGAAUAAACAAUGUAAUGAACAUACUAACAUAGGAGCUAAGUAAGAUAAAUGAAUGUGGUAGUCUCACAGUCUGCAUUGUAGAUAGAUAUUUACAUAGAGCAUUGUUUUGCAUGCAGGCUUUAGAACUCCAUAUUUCAACAAUAAGCAUUUGUAAAUGGCUAUCACUGGCAAUGAAGAGAUACAUUUGUCAUUUUAUCUGGCAACCUUUCAUGGUGCUGUCUUUAUCCUGAAGUAUUUUAAACAGAUGGUUGGUGGUUGAUAGUCUCUCUCUCUCUCUCUCUCUCUCUCUCUCUCUCUCUCUCUCUCUCUCUCUCUCUCGCUCCCCUUCCCUGAUACAUAUGACUAAUACAACUUCAAACUCUCUCUCUCUCUCUCUCUCUCUCGCUCCCCUUCCUGAUACAUAUGGACUAAAAAUACAACUUCAAACUCUGACUCUCGAGCGCUAGCGGGCUAUAAAGCGAGAGAGAGUAGAUGAGCGCUCUAUAGAGAGAGGCAGAUCGAUGAUCUAGAUAUCUUGCUAGUCUUCUCUCUCUCUAGCUCGACUCUCUCUCUCUCUCUCUCUCUCUCUCUCUCUCUCUCUCUCUAUCAUUAUCUCCUCAUCAUCUCUCUCUCUCAUCGUCUCUCUCUUAGGUUGUUCCCUACACCAGGUGAAAGUGGGGGUCCAUCUCUUCCUCCUCUUACUUCUCGGCGAAUGAGAGAAUCGCUGUCCCGACUCCCCAGCAGGUAAAGCAACCCCUCUUGCUCUUGAACUCUGCAACUCCCAUGGACCACUUUCACCCUGGUACUGUGAGCAAGGCUAUCUCCAGGCAGCAACACAGCAUCAGCAAUCAAAUAACUACAAGUACAGUAAAAGUAUUCCUCUUGACAUACCAUUUAACGUCAACUAAAGGUUGCGUGUGGUAAUAAUUGAUUUAACUACAGUACGGUAAGGUGUAGUAAGUACUUUGGCUCUCGGAGGUAAUGGUGGCCAAAUGUAAAGGGUUCUUUGGUUGCCAUGUUUGACUGGCCCUCAGCUGAUGCAGCUGUAAAGCACCUUAACCCGGGCCUCAAACCGAAUCAAUGCCUGUUUUUGAUUAUGUCUCCAGCUUUAUGAAGCUUUCACCGUCCAGGGGGCUUAUGUAACCAGAGGCGUGAAAAGAGGCUGUUGUUUCAGAAGCAUUUAUAACAGUUUAAAGCACUCAGAUCGUUGCCAAAUUAGCUCGCAGAACAAUCUCAAAUGCUCUUCAAAACAAAGUCCUGUUUUGGCCAAAAGGGGGAUUUGUUCUCAUAGAGUGCUUUACAGGGUUAUAAGUGUGGUCUAAUACAGUAUGGUAUGUCACUCGCAUGGAGUGCCACUUUUACCAGCAACUGACAGUACAGUACAAUAUACUUUCCAGUCAGCAGUGAACCAAGACCAGCAUCACACUAAUUACUGAAUCAACAAGACCUUUAAUGAGAGUGCAAGGAGAAUUGUCACCUACCACCAUUCUGAAAGGCCAACUAGCAAUCAUGAGUUGCAUAGGCUCCUAGAAAGGCAAGACACAUGCAGGAAAGCAAAACCCAUAACCUUUCCCUUCAAGUUAUUGUGAAAUAUGUAUUACUCUGAUAGUUAUACAGAUAUUGGAUCUUAAUUUGAUCAUUCUGUUGUCGCUGAGAAUUUCCCUGCGCCGCAGGAAAUGCAGAUGAGCGUCGAGAUUUACAUAAAUUCACUGAAAUAUAUGUACAUCUCCCGCACUAACAAACGGUUAUAUUAACAGUAUUGCACUUUUCAUGUAGCCCAAUUUUGGCCAGCUAAUAGCCUAAUCACAGAUUAAACAUUACAUCGGCGGGAAAAGUGGGAAUGUUAAAAUCCUGUUGCUGCAGGAUUCUUUUGCUGCGACAAUACUGGUCAAAUUAAGAUCCCACACCUGUACAAUGUGAAAUGUUUUGGUAGGAUUUGUGCUAACUUUGACUGGUGAGCUUUGUAGCGUAACAUCAUAGCAAAUACUUGGCAAACACUGAGGUUGAAAUACUUCCCCUAGUGAAUGGGGUAGUAUUUGUAGAAUGACCUAGAACAUUUUCCUGUUAUUGAAUUUUGUAGAAUCUCAAUGUGUUCAUGACUGUGUUUGUUCAACUAUCUAGAAAGUAGAGGAUAGAUGUUGAGAUGUGUCAAACUGUCACUGCCUGAAACGCCUGAAACAGAAACUGUCUUCUAACCAUGUCACACAGUGAGGGUGUUCUAGGGUGUGCCUGAGAAAAAAUUCACAUAAUGUCAGAAAUGAAACUGACAAGCUGCCAUCCACCACACCCCUGUGAGAUUGAUUAUAAGAAGUGUUCUUUAAAAAAAAAAAAAUUGCAUUAGAAGAGCACCUCAAUGGUAUCUGUUUGAGGACUGUCUCAGACUAAGAUUAACAACAAUAGUAAUUAUUAAAUUAUUGUAAUAAUAUUUGAUCCUUGAUUAUCCAAACAAUUGUCAUGACAAAACCAUGACAUUAUUCUACCUUACUGAUGCACUUAAUGUGUUGUGUUAUGUUCAGUGUCCCUACUUUUCCUAAGCCUGAUGUUGCCCCUUUAUUCACCCAUCAGCUCUCUGCACCGCUGCUCCACCCCUCACGCCUUCAACUACACUGCCCCCUACCCACCCACAGGGGGUGCUCUGUCCCAGAGGCAACGCUCCACCUCCACGCCCAAUGUCCACAUGGUCAGCACCACCAUGCCAGUCGACAGCAGCAUGAUCGAGGUAACAACACACCACGCGGGCCCCCAAGGGACUCCUGGAGGUCCAGGCAGCUAUCUUAAAAUAACCUCCUUGCCCGAUCUGGCCCUUCUUACAUGGCAGGAAUCUCAACCAUCUUCUCUGCCUAACUUCUGUAAUCUUUCCAUCCCCCUUACUCUUUCUACUAAGUAAUUCAUCUAGCAUGAUGACAAUUUACUUUGCAUGAUUUCCUUGAUUGUGUUUCAUUUCACUUUUAUAUCCUGCACUUUACUGUAUUCCUUUCUGAUUCAUUCAUUUCCAUACCCGGAUGUAUUUGGAAAAAUUAUAACUUGAAUGCUGUAUCUAAUAUGCCCACAAAAUGUAACACCCGUGGUAGCACUCUAUAAUUCCUCUCUUACCUUCCUUCACUCUGUCUCCCUUUCCUUCCCUGUCCUCACUGUCUCACUGUGUGGUGCCCUGAUGGGGAGUAGCUAGAUUAUCUGAAUACCUCCCCUAGCUCCUGGUGCAGGCGCUUCUGGCUGAAGAGGAGAGUAGGUAUUGUUCGCUUCUCCAACUCUUUUGUUGAAGCGACGUCAGAGAGCCCAGACAAGGUUAGGAGGCAGAGUGUCAGAGUGUUGUGUGAUAAACAACAUGGCAUGCCUUUCAACAGACUAGUAUCCACAUGCUUUUACAGUUUCUGUAUCUAACUGAAUGAUGAAACUGUUGAAUGACUUGUGUUCAUUUGAUAUUUGUAAAAUCUGAAAUAAUAUAUAUUUUUUUUUCCUAGGAGGCAAUGCGUAAUCAUGAAGCAAUGCGUAAUCAUGACUCAGGUAAGAUUUUAUAAGGUCGUUACCCCACAUUAGUGGCUCAGUUUCUGCUAAGCUAAAGGAAACAUGCACAACAUCCCACAACAACACUUUCUGUCAUAACUAGGUGGGAGUUCCCCCAGCCAGAGUCCCACAGGCUGGUCCCAUCCCCAGUCUAACACCCCAGCGCCAGACAGACGAGAGAGGGCUCCUUCAUUCAACACUCAGGAGAAACACAAAAUAGUAAGUUAGACAGCCCCUGUAGUUUGUACACUUACUGUGAAUGAAUAGCAUCUUAAUAGUACUUUUAAUUCCUACACUCUUAGAAAAAAAGGGUUCCAAAAGGGUUAUUCUGUUGUCCCAAUAGAAUAACCCUUUUUGGUUCCAGGUAGAACCAUUCUGUGUUUCAUGUAGAACCCUCUGUGGAAAGGGUUCUACAUGGAACCCAAAAGGGUUAUACCUGGAACCAAUAGGAUUCUACCUGGAACCAAAAAGGGUUCUUCAAAGGGUUCUCUUAUGGGGUCAGCCGAAGAACCCUUUUAGGUUCUAGAUAGCACCUUUUUUUGUAAGAGUGUAGGUGAAUUAUAUAUAAGAUCUACUGUAGAUGGAGAAUGUGGCCUUAUAUUGACUAUCCCACUGCAGCGUCCGAGGGACAAGCGGGACUCCAGUUACUACUGGGAGAUCGAGGCCAGUGAAGUGGUGCUGCACUCCCGUAUCGGCUCAGGCUCCUUCGGAACGGUAUACAAAGGGAAAUGGCACGGUGAGCAUGCUUCUGGAUGGCACCUGUUGGAUAAACACAAUGCUUGUAAUGCUUGGUAAUGCUGUAAGCUGUUACGAAGGUCUACAAAGGUUUGUGAGGAGUUCUGGAUCUAUGAGUUGGCUUCAACACUUGUACUGAGCCUAGUCUACAUGGCCACACAGCAGCUUAGACAGUUUCUGUACCACAUUGUUUGUCUGUUGUAGGUGACGUAGCGGUGAAGAUCCUAAAGGUGAUUGACCCCACGCCAGAGCAGUUCCAGGCCUUCAGAAACGAGGUGGCUGUCCUUAGGUAAGAGAGGGUGAGAGUAGUGAGGAGAACUAUAAUAAUAAUAAUAAUUUGGUGGUGCUUAUAUUUGUCCUAUUUCACACAUGUACAAGUGUGUAUUAAUUGGAAAUGUGUUUUUUGCAUAUCCCAACUCCCCCUGAGACACUCUCAGAGAGUGGGGUCAUGGCCUGGGUCUGCCAUUAUCAACAGCGACCCCUAUAGGGUUAAGUGCCUUGCUCAAGAUUUUUCACCUUGUUUGACUAGCAACCCUUCGGUUACUGGCCCAACACUCAAACCACUAGGCUUUCUGUUUCCCUAUAGUGAUAUUCUUAUUGUAUUCAUCACUUUAGAGAGAGCAAUACAUUGACCCAAUAAUGUGUUUGUUGUUGGUAGAUUAUCUUCAUGCAGCAUUAUCUCAUCUUUGUUUUAGUGAUUUCCUCUUCCUCUCUCUCUCUCUCGCUCUCUCUCUCGCUGUCUCUAUCUCUCUCUCUCCUUCUCUUUGGCCACAGGAAAACACGACACGUCAACAUCCUGUUGUUCAUGGGCUACAUGACGAAGGACAACCUGGCCAUUGUGACCCAGUGGUGUGAUGGCAGCAGCCUCUACAAACACCUUCACGUCCAGGAGACCAACUUCCAGAUGUUCCAGCUCAUAGACAUCGCCAGGCAGACAGCUCAGGGCAUGGAGUGAGUCCAAUCAAUCAAUCAAUCACUCAAUCAAUCAAUCAAAUGUAUUUAUAAAGCCCUUUUUACAUCAGCAGAUGUCACAAAGUGCUAUACAGAAACCCAGCCUAAAACCCCAAACAGCAAGCAAUGCAGAUGUAGAAGCAUGGUGGCUAGGAAAAACUCCCUAGAAAGACAGAAACCUAGGAAGAAACCUAGAGAGGAACCAGGCUCUGAGGGGGUGGCCAGUCUGCUUCUGGCUGUGCCGGGUGGAGAUUAUAACAGUACAUGGCCAUUAAGGCCAGAUUUUUCUCAAAGAUGUUCAAACCUUCAUAGAUGACCAGCAGGGUAAAAAAUAAUCACAGUGGUUGUAGACAAGCAGGGACAAGCUUAGGUGUAGAUUGGUGCUACUUACAGUUCUAUAGGAAUGCUAGGUUUACAAGGGUGUUGGCUUGAGAUUGACGCUAUAAAAAGGUGAUAGCUUUAGAAGGAUCUUAUGUGUAUAUAUAUUUUUGUAUUAUUAAAAUGCAACUGAAAUUUCUUUCAGCUAUUUGCACGCCAAAAACAUAAUCCACCGGGACAUGAAGUCAAACAGUAUCCUUUUCUUCAAACAUUUUCACGCUCUGUCACUUUGUUGUGACACAACUGAAUAGAAAAUAGUGUUGGCUUGAAAUUAGACAAAUGAUGUAUGAGCUCACAGAUUCAGCAGUCUGCCACAGCUCUGCCUCCUUGACAGCGGUACAGAUAUCUUCCUACAUGAGGGCCUGACGGUGAAGAUAGGAGACUUUGGUCUGGCCACGGUCAAGGCCAGGUGGACUGGUUCUCACCAGGUGGAGCAACCCUCAGGGUCCAUACUGUGGAUGGUCAGUAAGAGGAAAAUGUAAAUGUCACACUAGAAAACCCUUAGAGAACAAAAUACGUUACUUUCUUUGCUGUUGAGAUUGGGCCUGAGAGAUGGGGUUAAGGGGAGCAGUUUCUUAAUCUGUGGGAAAAUGUGGUCGUUUUGGUGGUCGUGCACUCCAGCGUUCAUUGUUUGACUUGUCUCUGUUGAAAAUGAAACAUAGAAGCCAGACCCUGUGAGAAUUUGAGAUGAACUCAUUAUUUUUCCUGGAAUUUAAAAUUAAAUCAAUUUAAACAUGUUUGUCUGUUUUUCUGUCCUCUGUUCUCAGGCUCCUGAGGUUAUCCGUAUGCAGGACAACAUGCCCUAUAGUUUCCAGUCAGACGUGUACUCCUACGGUGUUGUCCUCCAUGAGCUGAUGACGGGAGAGCUGCCAUACUCACAGAUAGCCAACAGAGACCAGGUAAACCCAGCCUGCCACACAGACAUCUCUGAAAUCACGGUACUCUCUAUUUCAGUUGUGCUAAAUGUAGGGACAGAUAUAGGCCCUUGACCUGUCCUGCCUUGUUUGAUUUUAACAAAUCAAAUAUAACUAGGAUUGUGUGACCCAGUUUCAGUUUCAGCCACUGGCCAAAUGUUUGUUAUUUCUUUCUAGUACCUCUCUCUCUCGCUCUCUGAGGGCCAUAGUCAAGUUCUGUCAUAAGGAUUGUCUCACAGGUAUUAUUAGUGACUGGUUGUGACCUCCACAGAAAACAGUAACACUGUAAUCUCUCAUCUCUGUCUCCCCUGUCAGAUCAUCUUCAUGGUGGGCCGGGGGUACCUGUCUCCAGACCUCUAUUCCUAA
This is a messenger RNA of Coregonus sp. 'balchen', 8821 nucleotides long. Lineage: Eukaryota; Metazoa; Chordata; Actinopteri; Salmoniformes; Salmonidae. The record is from the annotation of a GenBank genome assembly.